GCGUAUGAAAACGUAUUCGUUAUCAAUUUUCUCAGGCCCAUAACCAUGGCAAAUGGAUUGCCCCAAAUAGCAUGCUGUUCCCCCUGUAAAUUAUGGAAUUUAAUAGUACUUUUUAGGGGGAGGUUCAAAUGACCCCUUAGCACCUUCUUUCUGUUCGACGUACGAAACCUACUUUAAUUGUAAGCUCUACGCGUGACCGUACUUAGAAAAUCACAUGACCGAUCAUAUGACUAUGCACCAAAACAAACCAUGGCUGAUGCAGGCGUGAGAUACCGAGACAAAGUAACGAUAGUCACGGGGGGCAGCACAGGCAUUGGAAAGGGGUGUGUCCAGGUGUUCGUGAAGCAUGGAUCAAAGGUGGUGUUCUGCGCCAGGGGAGAGGCUGCUGGAAAGGCUUUAGAGAGCGAAGUGAAUGCUGCGGGGCCUGGGGAGGCGACAUUCAUACGGUGUGACGUCACAAAAGAAGAUGAAAUUAAGAAUGUAAUUGACAAAACCGUGGAGAAGUAUGGCAGGAUUGACUGUCUCAUUAACAAUGCAGGACAGCAUCCGCCAAAAGCAUCGAUUGACAACUUCUCGGCUGAUGACUUCCGGCGUCUACUGGAUACAAAUCUUGUUAGUUACUUCCUGUUUGCCAAGUUUGCUUUGCCGCACCUGAGAAAGACUGAGGGCAACAUCAUAAACGACUCUAGUUUAGUGGGCAAGAUCGGGCAGCCGGGGGCUGUGACGUAUGUGGCCACGAAGGGUGGAAUCACGGCAUUUACGAAGGCUCUAGCAAUAGACGAGGCCAAAUACAAUGUCCGAGUAAAUGGGUUUUCUCCUGGUAAUGUGUGGACACCAAUGUGGGAAAACGAAGUAAACGAAUAUAGCGAUCCAGAGGCCGCCAAGAAAAGCGGGGCGGAUUGUCAGCUUUCAGGAAGAUAUGGUACUAUUGAGGAGGCCGGACUUUUAUGCCUGUUUCUGGCGGCAGACGCCACGUUUUGCACGGGAAUUGACGUCAACUUGUCUGGUGGCGCUGAACUCAAUUAUGGCGUCAAAAACAUGCGCCUCACAGACGCAAAAUAGAUUACAUUUGUAUUGACAAACCUCAAGAUCAAUCGUGCAAUAGAUGCAGCAAUAGCAUUUAGUUUUAUUAUAAUGGUGGUAUUUUUACAUAUUAUAUAGUAUAUUGAUACAUGUAUGUAUUUCAUAAUAUAUGACGCAUGUAUUAUAAUCAUUAAAAUAUUUACAAUUCGUUUGAUUUAAAAAUAAAAUUGUUUGUACUUGUGGCGUGCACGUCGGCAUAUACAGACAUCCACUGGCAGUCUAUAUGGCUGAUGCAUGAAAUUGUAAAGAACUGUUUCCAUCGACUAUAAUCUGUAAAUGAUAUAUUUAUCAAGAUUCGUACGUAUAUUAAUUGUUCACAUUCUUGAGGAAAUGGCUAUAUCAUUUCAAUAUAUAAAGAUAUGGAAGGCUAAAACAAUAAUGAUAAGAAUAAACCUCGUUUCCAGAGGCCCCACGUUCUCAAUCGCGCAUGUCAUUAGUCACACGCCUAACUUGCUCGGGAGACAUCAAUUAUAUUUUUAUUUCCUGGUUCUUUAAAUGUCAAGAGCAUAAAAUAUGAAUAGACAAAUGUAUAGAAUUGAUGGAUAAUGCAUUCAGUGGUAGAAUUUCUGUCUAGUUCUCCUCCUCGGACGAUUCAGUCAGUCAUCGUUCUGUAACCGGGAGUUGACCGCAUUUCAAACCAAGGACUAUGAAUAAGAACUGCCGGACAGUUUCGAACCCAUGACUUCUUGUUUCACUCAGUUUAUUCUGACUGUAAACCAGAAAUGUGUUAUGUAAACAAAAGGGACACAGUGUGUGCUUUGUUUUUGUGUUCAAUAUAAAGUACACAUGAACCAGUGGAUUGUUUUUGUUCUGUAUAUGGAAUUCCAUAACAGUCUUUAUGUAUGCAUUUAUUUCAUUAAUGUCCGUUUUACGUUUCCGGACGAUUAUUUAGCUUUGAUUAGUAAUUAAAAGCACAGGAUUGUUAUUUUUAGGAACCCCGCCAUAUGGCGCGUGCCCCGUCCGUUAGCUCUUUCUAUAAUCCAAUUAAAAUUAGAUCCUGUCAUCCGCUCACCUAUGAUCGCUACACGUGUACCGAUCAUAGGUGAACGGAUCAAAGGAGAUUGACUCUGUCUUUGGCCAAUCUGCAAUCCUCGGAUAAUUCCACCAGGCUUCACUGUGCGAGGUAUGAGCCACGUGGGAAUCUCCGAGUGUGCCAUAACACGCCACGAGUCGACUUGGAACCCGUUGUUGGGAAGACCCCUUUCAAUUUGAAAUCUGUGUUUAUCGGCUUUGUCUUUACAGGACUUAGACGAAUUUUUUGAUAUUGGUAUGAUCCUUAAUAACUUGAGAUUUUCAUAGAAUUUAAAGGUAUAUUAUCGAAUUCCAGUCAGUCAGUCAGCACUUUCUAUGACACGUUAGUUUACUUGAGAAGAAUUACAAUGAUAAAUUCUUUUAUUUGGACAAGAUAGCACCACGAGUAUCACAUGACUAGUGUACACUGUGAACCUAUAUAAAACAUUCACAGACAGAUCAAUGAAAGAAUAGAAAAUAGAUAUUAUAAAAUGAAAACAUAAACACAAGAUAUAGGGCCUACAUGUAUACAUAAUAUUAUUUAUAGUAUGGAGUGACAGUGUGUCACGUGAUUGUUGUGAUGUCCCUUUGAUGUCAUUGCACACAAUCGGAACUCCUCGAAUGUCUCGCGCACUCGACAUAGACGUCACAAUUGACAAUGCAUCAAAUUCGCUCAUGGAUGCCAUCGUAUUACAACCGAGAUCUAUGUUGAGUGCGCGAGACAUUCGAGGAGUUCCGAUUGUCAUUGCAUAUUAAAAUCAUUCAGAUUCUGAUUGAGUAAAUAUUGGUGCACAUCUCUAGAAAAAUUAAUUAGCGAUUUUCGAUGGUUCAAUACAGAAUAGUCUUCAUCAAUGUUCAGUGAAAAGUAUUCACAACACCAACCUUGACAUUGUGAAAGUCCAAGGUGUUUUUAGGCUGUACUAGACGUGUGACAGCGGUUGGGAGAACUCUUUCUAUUCAUCACCUGGCCCCUCAGAUACGAUACGAUCACUUUAUGAUCCUCACUGUUGUUCCGUACUUCGGUUCGCCUUGAGGUUUAUUGUAAUAAAGCGCGUGCGUGUAUAAAUAGCCGACUUGUUUACAACGAACAGCAUUCUGAAGGUUAAAUACGGACAAAACACAACUCCAAAAUGAAAGAAACGAACGCUCGGGGAAGGAAAUUUACCAGUGUCCCUAGGGUCCAGCGGAGAACCAACAACAGGACAGUGUCCGAAGGAGACACUGGGAAUGAGGCCACGAUGCCACCUGAAUACAGCGAGGUCUGGAUGUCUUUCAACAAUGUGCUGAGUAUCUCCACAGAAAGACUGGUACAUCGUGAUGAACGCUUUUUGAAUCACGAGGGAAACAAAAACUCCGCCCACAUGUAACCAGAAGUCACGUGAUCCAUUCAGGCUAACCAAACUAUGGGACACCGGUGAAGGAAAUAUUAUUAUUCCGUGUCCGAGAGUUUGGUUCUUGUAAUAAUUUGUGUAAAUCUUAUCAACUGCGUGUGAUGAGUUUCUGAGAGGAGGUAUUCUGCAUGACUUGAUGCUUGAUGUCACGUAAAGGACAUGGAAUGACGCGAAAUGUUCGAAACCCAUUUCAUGAGUUCCGGUGGAAUUUCCUGUUGUCCACUUCAAUAACUCAUUCAAUUGUUAUGAACAACUCAUUUUUGUAAUCAUGAUGUUCAUUUUGUAUAUACCGAGUUUACGAGCAAUAAAGAUUGCUCAAAAUGUU
Molecule: messenger RNA, 3810 nt
Organism: Ostrea edulis (European flat oyster)
Lineage: Eukaryota; Metazoa; Mollusca; Bivalvia; Ostreida; Ostreidae
Product: 17-beta-hydroxysteroid dehydrogenase 14-like
Exons: 10
Coding region: 250-1062 (270 amino acids)
Biological process (GO): steroid catabolic process
Cellular component (GO): cytosol
Molecular function (GO): estradiol 17-beta-dehydrogenase [NAD(P)+] activity
Source: RefSeq, a predicted model, not a curated record